Penicillium cinerascens is the source of this 660-nucleotide messenger RNA. Its product is annotated as copper transporter family protein. The transcript is spliced from 2 exons. Gene Ontology annotation, biological process: intracellular copper ion homeostasis; copper ion transmembrane transport. NCBI's taxonomy places the organism in Eukaryota, Fungi, Ascomycota, Eurotiomycetes, Eurotiales, Aspergillaceae. The record is from RefSeq and is a predicted model, not a curated record. Gene Ontology annotation, molecular function: copper ion transmembrane transporter activity. The coding region runs from base 1 to 660 and encodes 219 amino acids. Gene Ontology annotation, cellular component: plasma membrane.
AUGGACAUGAGCGAUAUGACCACGUCCAUGUCGAUGGGCAUGACCGGUAUGGCAACGUCCAUGUCGAUGGCGACGGCGACAUCAACGGGGUCCAUGUCGAUGACCAUGUCGAUGCCCUCUUCAACCACCACCGACUCCAUGUCCGGCAUGUCCGGCAUGUCCGACUCCUCAAUGACCAUGUCCAUGGCCGAUAUGGUCAUGACCUUCUUCACUUCAUUCAAGACGCCUCUCUUCUCCAACGACUGGACGCCAACGACCAAGGGCCAGUACGCCGGUACCUGCAUUUUCCUGAUCGUCUUUGCCGUCAUUCUCCGAGUCCUUAUCGCCAUCCGACCCGUUCUCGAGGGUCGGCUAUGGACGGAUGGUGUGCAACAGGCCACUCUUGGUGGUCAUAUGGGUCAGAAAACCGAGACUAGGCAUGUCUCUGGUGUGCAACUGAGUAUGCAAGAGCUCGGCAACCGGUGGUCUAGGUGGCGGGUUAAUCCUGCCGCUGCUCGCGCGACUUAUGAGGUGGUUAUUGGAGGAAUUGCAUACCUACUGAUGAUUGCGGUGAUGACCAUGAAUCUCGGGUACUUCCUGUCGGUUCUUGGAGGCAUCUGGCUUGGGACUUUCAUUAUGGGCAGUGCCGCAGCUCACACUGAAUGGGUUCAUCAUAUAUAG